Molecule: messenger RNA, 7536 nt
Organism: Penaeus chinensis
Lineage: Eukaryota; Metazoa; Arthropoda; Malacostraca; Decapoda; Penaeidae
Product: myb-like protein P
Exons: 24
Coding region: 269-4201 (1310 amino acids)
Biological process (GO): negative regulation of translation
Cellular component (GO): nucleus; cytoplasm
Molecular function (GO): mRNA binding
Source: RefSeq, a predicted model, not a curated record
CGCCCGCCUCGCCGCCAGAGCUCCUUCUGCCUUUUCGUCAUCCGGGAUCCACCGCCAUAUUUCUAUUUUUGCAUCAGUGUCCGUUGUUUAUGUGACUUUAUUUGCCGACGUUUCUGCGAUGCUCGCACUUUUCUUCGUUCGUGUUUAGAGUAGAGACUUGUGUGGUGUGAAAGAGAGACUUUAGUGUUAUUAUUUAAGUCUGUUUUAGUAUAUUAUUGCGUGGUUACAGCUGCUGUCGCCGCCGACUUCCAGCCUUGCAUUUCCAGUCAUGUCAACGAAAGCCAAACAAGAGUGGGAUCGUGCCAGUGAUGGGACGAAUGGUGAAAGUCCUGAUAUGUCUAGUCAGCAGCACGAGGAUGGUGGAGAGGGAAGCAGUGUUGGUGGAGGUCGGGAUUCCUCCUCUCCCUCUUCAAAGCCAGAAGAGGGAGAUGCCACGACGUCCACCACAGCCUCAAGUGUUGGAGGCUCCCAGGGGGGGACUGCACCGCCUUCCAAAGCCUCUUCGCCACAAAACCUGCCUCAGUGGCAGUAUUCCAGGGAUGAACUUCUUGAACUUAAAGUGGCCCCAUUGUCAAUGGCAUGGCCAUCUUGCUUGGAUCCUGCCUAUAAUAAAUCUCCUGGAAGAUGGGAUCCAGAAAGAUGGAUUCGGGCAGUGCAUGACGCGGCUCGUCCGUCCAGCACAGCUUCCACUGGCUCUGCAGCUACUAAUAAUAGACCCGAUCGCCCGCCUGAUCUCGAGCUGAAACGUAGCCGCGACCCUCGAGAGAGAGUGAAGCAAGAGGAGCAAGAUGGAGUAGUGUUGUCUCCUCAACGUCGAAGCUUCAGUACAGGGUGUCAUGGCCUGCAGCAAGGCUCUUCAACCAGCAAUCGUCCAGACUCUCCUGCAGAACGCACACAUCCACAACGGGAGUCACACAGGGAGAUUCCAGCUCGUAGGAUAGGCUCAGGGCGAAUUUCUCGUCGAGAUGACCUGGAAGCUCCUGUUGGGGGUGAUCGCAGGGAUUUGGGUAGGAGAGACCGAGACUUGGAUCGAGAACGGGACAGGGACAGGGAAAGGGACAGGGAUAUUGAUCAGCGUCGUGAUACCAGGGAUUGGAGAUCGAAGCCUGAUCAGCGAUUUGAUAGAGAUGACAGGUACGACAACAGGCGCCGUUUCUUUGAAGAUGAUGAAACUGAUAAACGUCCUGAUCGUCGUGAUAGAGACCGAGACAGGGAUCGCCGCAAUCAGGAUCGCCGUAGAAUGUCUCGUAAUGAUGAAGAAGAACAGCCAGAAUGGUUCACUGGAGGGCCCACUAGCCAAAAUGAAUUCAUUGAGCUGGUUGGCUUUGAUGAUAUACCAGAGGAAGGAAAUCAGUGCAACAAACCUCAAAGCAAACGUGAGCGCCGACGUUCGAAAAAGGACAAAGAAGGAGGAGGAAGCCGAAAGGGAUCACGUAGCAACACUCCUGUCAUUGUUGAGGAAGGAAUGAACAACAAAUCUUCAAAACAAAUGGAUCAUCAAGACGAACAUUCUAAAGAUGCACAUCAUCAAAGAAUGCAGCCAACUGUUGUUGAGCCAGCAGGUGAAGAGGAUGCACCUAGUUUCAACAUCGAUGAUUUCCUCGGAGACAUUAUAGGAUUUCCUGCUGGUCAUGAUGACAUUAUGGCUAGUAACAAUGCUAGUGCAGGAGGUGGAGGUUCGUCAAGACUGAAGCAAUUCUUCUCGAAGAGAGAUUCUCCUAUCUUGGGUUCUACCUCGAAUUCCCGGCGUUCCUCAAUUGAUAUUCCUCCCCAUCUAAAUAAUCUUCUAAGUGAAAUCACGGGUAGCGAACCAAACAUUGUGAUCCCCUCGCCCACGGCAGGCCUCGACUCGAACCGCUUCUUUGCGCCGAUAUCUCCGGCUGACAAGACUGGUGGCAACUCCAUAGUGGACCUCCUGCAGCAAGCUAGUGGGGUAAUGGGUGGACCAGAAUCAAUGGGGCCACCUCUACCUGUAGUUCCUCCAGGCUUACAAGGGCCACAGCAGCCACCGUCAAUUAAGGAUCUCAUGAUGGAUGGGAAAGGACAGAGCUUGGAAGAAGUUGAAGCUGGAAUAAGGAAUAUGCGUCAACCUCUAAAUCAUCCCAGUCAGAUGGGACGUAACCAUCACAAUGCAAAUCAGAUGACUGCAUUCAAUGACUUCCUCUCACAGGUCACUACAACUCAGGGUUCCAGAAGAGCAGAGCACAAGAAUUACUCCAAGGAAAAUGUGUUGAUGAAGUUAUUGAAUGGAGGAAUGAAAGAAGGGGGAGACAAGCCAUCCUCCAUGUCACUACAGCCAGCUCUACCUAAUGCCCCUACUGAAAAUGAUCUCAUUGCUAUGUUUAUGAAGGGUAAUGCUGGUAGUCCUGGGCAGCAACAGAGUCAGCCACCGCCACAUCAGCAACCAAGGAAUAUGCCUCCCCUCUCUGUACCUAAUCUGAGUGUGCCACCUCCAAGCAUGGUACCACAUACCCAGCCACCACCUAGCAUGCAACAGAUGCCUGGGCAGGGACCACCAACUCAAGAUGUUAUCUUGAAAUUGUUCCAAGCCCAACAGCAGCAACAGCAACAGCAGCAGCAACAACAGAAGAGACAGCAGCUCCUGCAACAGACCCUUCAGCAGCAACAGCAGCAGCAACAACAGCAACAGCAGCAGCAGCAACAGCAACAGCAGCAACAACUUGACCCAAUCAAACAGCUCAUGGGUGGUCUUGGCCGUAUGAGUGUUAGCCCCUCACCUCAGCCUCAGGACCAGGUUCUGCGUGAUGCUCUACUGCGGCCAGAUGUGCAGAGUCUGUUGCAGAAGGUAGCUAAUGGGCAGGUAACAGCUGGUCAACUGCUUAAUCAGUUGUCAAGUGGAACGGUAACACCUACCCAGCGAGAUGCCAUUUUUACUGUCUUGAAAUUUCUUAAAGGACAGCAGACCCAACCCAUCAUGCCCCACCGUGCCACUCUCACUCCCUCUCCAACUCCUCAGGCAGUGGUAAGUGGGGGCUUAUCUCUAAGUGGCAAUACAUCAUUGUCACCACGAGUAGCCUCCCCCAACCCUGAUGCUUCCAACAUGCUCAAUCCUCACAUGCUGCAACAGUCUCGCCUUUCCCCACUUAUGUUUACUGGAGGAUCCCUUGGGAAUAACCUCAGUGUCAGCAAUGUUGGAGGUGCCCCUCGCAGACCUCCAUCACAUCAGGAACUUGUUGUAUAUACACAGAGUAUCAUGCAAAAAGCACUUCUGAAACAAGAAUUGGAGAAAGCUAAGGAGAAACAUCGCAAGCGUGAAGCUGAGAGGGCACGAUCUCCCAACCCAGUAGGAGCCAGUGGAGUUGGAUCAAUGUCUGCUGCUUCUAAGGAUGGUUCACCUAUUAAAUCUGGUGCUAAGUCACAGUCACCACUAGCAUUCACUCCAACCUCUGUCAUGAGGAAGAUGACAGCUGACCGUGACCGUCAUGAUCGAUCUGACAAACCUGAAAGUCCUAAUAUUGUUGGAGAUCUCCUGAAAGACUCGGAAAAGAACCGUGACCAGAUGGAGAAACGUAAUGCAGCUAUGCAACUUCAGAAUCCUCUGCAACAGCAACAAGUUUUAGGUCGAGGGAAGGUUGACAAUAAACGUGAUAUGCGUCGUGGUGCCUCUCCACUGCCUCCUGGUGGUCCCAUGAUGAGUGGAAAAGGGCCCAUGAUGAUGGGAGGUGGUGGCCCAGGCAUGAUGAACAUGACACCACAUAACAUGGGUCCUCCUAGCCAGCGACAUCCUUCUUCAUCCUUGCAACCGCCAAACUUAGGUCUCUCUCGGGGAAAUCAGCAAAACCUUAACAAUAUAAGAGCUCUGCAAGCAGCACAGGCACAGGCAGUAUUGACACAGCAGCUGAUGAGAGGCCAGGCUCCCCCUGCAGGUAACCUGGGACCCCCCCACCACAGACUGACCAACGCCAACCCCCCUGGUCCCCUCCACCAGCUCCUGCUCAAUAACAACACCCCUGCCACCUCCUUGCACCACCACAAACCAGAUGGUGGACUGCAUGUCCCAUUGAUGUCUAUGGGUGGCACUUCACACCGAAGCUCUCCUGUUAAUAACUUAUUACAGUUCUUUAAUCGAGAUAUCAUGGCACAGGUACAGGCUGGAGGUUUGCCUGAACUCCCAGGUGGCAAGGUGUUGAGCCUGGAGGAGGUUGAGAGGCUCCAGCAGACUCAGGCCGUCCCAAAUUGAGACUGCUCUAGUACUGUCUUAGUAAAAAAUACACAGUACCUUGCCACUCGAUCAAAACUUAUUCCGAGUCAUUAUCUUCCACCACAAACCAUAAAUAUUGGCUGCUGUUCUUCCUGACAAGCAUUGAAACAUUGACAAGAGUAACAAGUGUUUUGUGUUGAUAAAUUUAACCAGGAAAAUCUGCUUUAUUUUUUAAGGAUUGCAUUUGUGGAUUGGGGAAUAAAGGCACCUGUUUUCCUUUAAAAAAUAUGCUGAUUUAAGAAGUGUUAAUCUUAUGAAACUGGUAUUUAUUUUCAAAGCAGGUGUGCCUGUAUAUACAAAGCAUAUAUAUGAAUAUAUAUACAUUAUGAAUUUAAAGCAACCAUUGCGUUAUGUUUAUAAUGAACUGCUGUCCCCGUACCUGCCCUGCUAUAGGUCAGAAAAAUGCUGUUCUCGCCAUUUUAAUUAGUGUACUGAGAGUGGUGUCCGAUCAUUGUAUGGUUGGCAUAGAAAGAGAAUCUGUAUUCGUCAUAGUGCGGUAUUUCAGUCUGUACCUCAAUAAUAAAAGUUGCUUCAAGACGCUAAAGUGCUGAAGCUGUUACUUUCUGUAGUGUUGUGAUCUGUAAGAAAACACGUUUAUUGUACAAAAAGAGAUGAGGACAAAAAGUCCAAAAGACAUUUAUUAUUAAGGACAAGAGGUAUAAUUAGUGUUAUCAGUGUUGACGCCAUGUGACUGAAGUGUAGCGUGAGAUGACUAAUGACAGUGAAAUUAUUUGAGCGUCCCAUUCCUCUCCUCUCCUGUCUGCACCCCACAAUUGGUGACCAGAAACACAGAUGAGUGACGUCUGUGCCGUUUCAAGAUACCACUAUUUUAUUUUUCACUUAGCAGUUACAUGUAAGUCAUACAAUGAGGUGUUUAUUAUUUUUUUACAAAACCAAAUGUUAAGUGUGAUAUUUAUGUGCUUGUCACAUACAUUUAUGUUUAAGAGUAAGACUGAAGGACGUAAUAAUAAAGUAUUUUUGUAAAGACUGUAGUUCCUAAGGGAUGCAUUAAUUAAAGAAGUAAUGGUGGGGUGAAUCAUACUAUGAAUGUAGGCUGAAGAAUGUGGAAUAAUGGUGCUUAUGUUGGGACGUUUGUGUAAGGUUGAAUUGUAUGAGUAUGUGUGUUUAUUAUGUGGGAAUAUAUAUGUAUAUAUGGAACUUGGGAAUGAGUGGGAUAAUUGAUGAGUUUAUGUAUGAAUGAAUGAAUGUAUGAAUGUAUUUGUUGGAAGUUGAAAUAUUCUCUGUCACAUUAAGGGACGCUGAUGCAGAAAUAGGUGAUUAAAAAAAAAAAAGUCCUGCUUGCUAGAUUUGUAAGUAUAAACCACUGUACAAAGUUGUGUUGUGUAGAAGAGAGAUAUUUGUUCAUGUGUUAUUGUGUAUGUGUUUCAUUUUCUCUAGCUCAUAAAAGCUCAAAUACUGUAGAUGCAUUGGGAUCAUGGAGUUUAUUACACAAGUUUUAGCUCCUUGCAGCCUCUCCUCCUGAGGCUCAAAACUUGGGUUUAAACUCCCUGACCGCUUUGAACUUGCUGUGUAGUGUGAAAUGUUGAGAUCAGCGAUAUUGGUCCUUGGGUUCUCUCAGAACAUGGUUAUCAUUUUUGAUCAAAAGAAAGGAGUUUAGUUUAAUGUGUCUCCCAAGGGUCUUCACUGAUAAUUUGUCACAAGUGUGUGUGAGAGUAUGAGUAUUGUGAUUUAAUUGUUAGUGUGAUGGAUGCAUGGCAUCUAUGUGUAUAGAAUUUUUUUCUUUUGUCAGUGCGAUUUGUAUUCAAUUUUGAUGUAUUAUUGAUUGUAAAAGAGUAUGUUCUACAUGCUUAUGAUAUUGGCACAUGCAUUUAGUGCCCCUUAUAGAAUUUGUGCUGCUAAGCAGCACUUUCUCAAAUUAAUGCCAUGACCUGUGUUGACUGCUGUUUGCUGGAACUUCCCAGUUCAUUGUUGUGUCUCAUAGUCUAUAUUGUCCCAUAUGUGGCAACCUAAAACAUUCCUUAACACAAGUCUGUCAACAGUGUAUCUGUACCUCCCCAAUCUGGGUAGGAGUUAUAUAAGGGAAAUCCAGAAGGAAGUGGUUGGUAUAGUUACUUUUAAAUGGGACUAUUAACUUUGAGCUCUUAUUUAAGAUCAGUUAAGAGGCUUUCCUUUUGGAAUACAGCCUAACAGACAAAACCUCUAAUUACAGAACUCAUUUCUAGGCAGACAAAAUGGGGAAAAUGUGUUAACUAUGGAGGAAGCUUAGCACAUCCCGUCUGAUGAAAAUGAUGUUCUUGGGAGUUAAGGAAAAUCUCUGGUGACAGAGUUGUACCCCUGGCCUGGAGUGCUUGGCUGUUUUCAAACACUUACAGUACAGAAUAUCCCAGUUUGGAAGAAGAUUAAAGAAUGUUUAAUGAAAAUAGAAAAUUUGUAAGUUUGGUUUAGUAAUUUGAUUUUAAUUUCUUCACACACAAUGAAUUUCCCCCAUGGUGGAUUACAGUAUUAUAGGAAAGAGGAAAUCUAAUGCUGUUGUUCACCUGUGAACAUAAUCUAUUUGUAUUUCAAGUUUGAAAUAUCAGUAAAUUAACUGGAUUAACUUAAAUUAGAAUAAUAAGACCCUUAUACAUGAAUAUAUAAAACCAGCAAAGAACUUCAGGCCAGAUUGCAACAGAGGCAACAGACUUGAGGAGGCUUAAUAACAUAAACUGGAAACUUGCCUCCUAAAUACUGACCGCGUCACCCACUGAAGGAGACCUAGAAUGCCCUACUUAAAGUAAAAAGUGAUCUCUGUUAUCUAUAUGAAAAUCAGUUUUAGUGCUCCUUCGGUGUUCGUUUUUUAAAAGAAAUAAAUAAAAAAUACAAAUGAAGUAGAUCAUUGCAAAGGAGAAUAUUCACUGCUCAUAAGUGAAGAAAUGACGUGGAAUCUCAUAAAAUGUGCAUGUAUACAUCAGACCGGAGGUGCGCCAUUUUUGGGUACAACUUUGAGAGGAGAAACCACCACAAGUGAAGUAGUGACUUAUCAAGUGCACUGUCCAUACAGCUUACAGAAGUGAAGGAUAUUGAAAGCUGUACAAAAGUACAUUAAAUAGAAUCUUGAGUGAAAGCAAUUUUUGCAGUGUUAAAAUCAUCACACAUUGCUUUUCACUGAAUAAUUACAACAACUUGCCUCUGUCACCAACAUCGCACCUUCGGUCAACCCUAACGUAUCGUCAGCGCUACGUUAGCUAUUGAAUCGUUAUUUUGGUUUAGUUUAUGCGUACCUUUCGACUAGAAAAGGAUCAAGAAAUAAUAAUUUCAGUAUUUCUUCUUUAUUUAGAAAUGCUAAAAAAAAUAAAAUUCCAUCAGCAAAGCGA